Messenger RNA from Sinocyclocheilus anshuiensis, 3191 nucleotides. RefSeq names its product protein kinase C eta type-like. NCBI's taxonomy places the organism in Eukaryota, Metazoa, Chordata, Actinopteri, Cypriniformes, Cyprinidae. Gene Ontology annotation, molecular function: ATP binding; diacylglycerol-dependent serine/threonine kinase activity. The record is from RefSeq and is a predicted model, not a curated record. The transcript has 13 exons. Gene Ontology annotation, biological process: protein phosphorylation. Bases 535 to 2526 code for a protein of 663 amino acids.
UCCGUAUGCAGGUACUUCAGAGAUGGUCCACCCGUGGCUUUGUUUGAAGAACAAUAUCUGGACAGUUUAUCUGCAGUUUCCUCAGCGCCCUGUCGCUCAGUUUCUCCGGCUGCAAUAGAGCACUUAGACGUUUUUACACAAAGAUUUGUCUGACACGGGUCCAAAAUUCAGCAAAUAUGGACGGACUGUGAAAGUGUCAAGGAAAACUUUGCAAAGGCGACACCGUAAUAACUCAACUAACGGAUAAAACUGAAAGGUUUAAAGACAUAGCGAGAGAAAAACAUUUAUUAUUGUGACUGAGUCCCUUGAGGGAGACGCGUAAUCAGGCGUGAACUCCUUCACUUCCCCAUUCUGCCCACUCGCUUCAGUCCUUCCGCAAAGCAGGUGGUUCAAACAGCGCUUUGUGUACAGGCUUUUAACUUGUGUGCGUUUGUGCAUUUACACUUGCCCAUUUAAGUGAUAUCAUGUCCAACAGUCAUUAAGUCAGGUAGGCUAAUAGGCUUAAAUUUGCUAGGCUCGAGGUUAGAGGACAUCAUGAAGUUUAACGGGUAUCUGAAGUUGCGCAUCGGCGAAGCGGUGGACCUGAAGCCCACGACCACCUCUAUGCGACACGCCGUGAUGUUCAACAAGGCGAACCAGACCAUGGACCCGUACAUCGUAGUGAAGGUGGACGAGUAUAAGAUCGGACAGACGCACACCAAGCAGAAAACCAACAUGCCCACUUAUAACGAGGAGUUCUCCGUUAACGUCAAUAACGGCAAGCAAGUAGAGCUGGCCAUUUUUCACGACGCACCGAUUGGGUACGAUGACUUCGUGGCCAACUGCACCAUCCAGUUUGGUGAUCUGAUGAAGAGCACGAACAGAGAGGAGUCAUUUGAAGGAUGGGUUGACCUUGAACCUGAGGGUAAGGUCUACAUCCUGGUUAGUCUCACAGGCUCAUUUAUAGACGAUGAUGCUGGAGGAAACACGCGUCCCUAUAAAGAAUUUAACCGAAAACGGCAGCAGGCAGUUAGAAGAAAAAUCCACCAAGUAAAUGGACACAAGUUCAUGUCUACCUUCCUAAAGCAACCAACGUUCUGCUUCCACUGCAAAGAAUUCAUAUGGGGUGUUUUUGGAAAACAGGGCUACCAAUGUCAAGUGUGCACCUGUGUGGUACACAAGCGAUGCCAUCAGUUUGUGGUUACGGUCUGUCCACGCAUGAAGAAACCUGCCAAGGAACAGACAACAAAUCAGGGUUUCAGUAUAAAUGUUCCCCAUAAGUUUAACAUCCACAAUUAUAAGGUUCCUGCCUUCUGUGACCACUGUGGCUCUUUGCUGUGGGGCAUUGUACGGCAAGGAUUGCACUGCAAAAUUUGUAAAAUGAAUGUCCAUAUCCGCUGUAAGGGAAAUGUUGCCCCAAACUGUGGAGUCAACAAUGUAGAACUGGCCAAUAAACUGGCAGAAAUGGGCCUUCAGCCGGGAGGACUGACCAAACGCAACUCAAUGGGUCUCUCAGGUAUGGACGCUCAGUCCCGUACAUUGAGUGUGAGAGGAGAUCGAGGGCAAUCUAAAAAAGAGGCAAGUCGGAAGCUGGGAAUCUCAAACUUCACACUCCUGCAGGUGUUGGGAAAAGGCAGCUUCGGCAAGGUGAUGCUGGUCCGGUUGAACGGUUCAGAUCAGGUGUUUGCAGUGAAGGUGCUGAAGAAAGACAUCAUACUGCAGGAUGAUGAUGUUGAGUGCACUAUGACAGAAAAACGAGUGUUAUCCUUCGCUUCCACUCAUCCUUACCUCACUCAGGUGUACUGUUGCUUCCAGACACUGUAUAGGGAUCUGAAGUUGGAUAAUGUUCUGCUGGAUAAGGAUGGUCAUUGUAAACUGGCUGAUUUCGGCAUGUGUAAGGAGGGAAUGUUUGAAGGUGUUGUCACAGGAACGUUCUGUGGAACCCCAGACUACAUUGCUCCAGAGAUCCUUCAGGAGAUGCUGUACGGCUCGUCAGUUGAUUGGUGGGCUCUCGGUGUGCUGCUGUAUGAAAUGCUUUCUGGCCAUGCCCCCUUUGAGGCAGAGAAUGAGGAUGACCUUUUUGAGUCCAUCCUGACUGAAGAGAUCAUCUACGCGUCCUGUCUCAGCACAAAUGCUGUGGACAUACUUAAAGGGUUUCUGACAAAGAAUCCAUCCCGUCGUCUGGGUUGUGUUGCUGCCGAGGGUGGAGAGACCGCUGUAACCAGUCACCCAUUUUUUGCUAGCAUUGACUGGAACAAACUUAACCAGCGAGAGCUUGAACCACCUUUCAAGCCCAGAAUUAAAACUGCAGAAGAUGUGAAUAACUUCGAUCCAGACUUCACCCAAGAAGAUCCUACUCUUACGCCCAUCGAUGAGGCCAUCAUCCCAUCCAUCAGUCAGGACGAGUUCCGUGACUUCUCCUUUACUUCCCCUGAACUGUUGAAAGUGGUUUCAGAUUUGCAAAGCAGAGCCGAAGAAAUGUGUGAUUUCAUGAAGGAACAGAACUCAGGAGAAUUCUGUGAUUUGAUAGAACCAAAUAAAUUGUGACAAUAGAAACUUUCAGGAGCAGUCUAAAGAAACAUUUGAAUACCAUUGUAUUGAAACUGGUUAAAGACUGUGCAUUUCAGUGGCCUAGAUUUGCCUAAGCUAUAAGAUUCUUUUGGCCUACGCUUAUGCUUUUGAACAACAGUGUAAUUGUCUUUGUGUCAGACACAUCGUGAGUGAUUUGCAAAGAUCUCCAUGAGACACUCCAUCCUGGAAGACAGCAGUUUACACAAAUUUGAUCAACAGGUGAACUUGUCUGUUCAGUUGCUACUGUAGCUGUUUUGACUGUUUAUAUCCAGAUGCUUAGGAAACUUGAUUUGAUCCCUCUGCACUUGCUCUGAAAAUGCAUUUUAAAUGGAAACUCUAGUUUUGUAAGAUAUUUUCAUUUAUUUGAACAUCUGUGCCGUUUGUUGUUUUGUUUGUUUGUUAUUACAUUUCAGGUCAGAAUUUCACCCAUGAUUAAACUGGCAUCUUUAGAUGCGUUUUAUUGUUGAGAAAGGCUGCAGUAUUGAGUUCUCUGCAUUUAGACUUUUUCUCUCUGUGACUUCAUCAAAAGACAUCUCCCCUCUGUUGUUCUGAAGGGUUAAAGGUUAACACAGUCCGGUGAGAUGUUGACCAGUUUCAAUUCUUUAUAUUGAGGGCAGUGACUCUUGCUCCUCAUCCUCAUC